Molecule: messenger RNA, 606 nt
Organism: Gossypium arboreum
Lineage: Eukaryota; Viridiplantae; Streptophyta; Magnoliopsida; Malvales; Malvaceae
Product: ankyrin repeat-containing protein BDA1-like
Exons: 2
Coding region: 1-606 (201 amino acids)
Molecular function (GO): protein binding
Source: RefSeq, a predicted model, not a curated record
AUGAAUCCUCUUAUUCUAUUGAAGAAUGCUGCUCAAAAUGGAGAUGUUAACAAGUUAUAUCAAGCGAUAGCUAAAGAUUCUAAUGUUUUGGAGCAUUAUGAUAAAACACCUUUCGCUGAAACUCCAUUACAUAUAGCUGCAACUCGAGGGCAUAUCAAUUUUGCUUUAGAGAUAAUGAGGCUUAAACCAUCUCUUUCCAAGAAGCUAGAUGAACAAGGGUGGAGUCCCAUGCACGUUGCGUUGCAACAUAACCAGACCGCGAUGGUGUAUCGGCUCAUAGAGACGGAGCCAACCCUUGUUGGUGUCAAAGGAAGGGAGGGUUUCACUCCACUGCACUACGUAGCUCAAAACGACGAAGUUAAACUCUUGCGUGAGUUUCUAGCGGUAAGCCCUCAUUCCGUCAUGGAUACCACGAAUAAAGGCGAAACGGCUCUGCAUAUCGCUGUGGAGAAGGGAAAUACCAGAGCUUUAGAGGCUUUGUUGUCGUUUCUUCGAAGGUCAUGGUAUAGGGAGGCACUAUAUUGGGAAGAGAAAGUAAACUGGAAGGAUGAAAAUGGUUUCACUGUACUGCAUGUAGCAGUGAAGAUGAACGAUAUCCAGCUUUAG